Gongylonema pulchrum is the source of this 657-nucleotide messenger RNA. Lineage: Eukaryota; Metazoa; Nematoda; Chromadorea; Rhabditida; Gongylonematidae. The record is from the annotation of a GenBank genome assembly.
AUGAGCAGGCCGGCCGCUUCAUCCCACAACUGUUGUGAUUGUCCGACGGCUCAGAAUCGCUGUUCGGCGGACUGCUGUCCAUGUUAUGGGGCGCGACGCAUGUGCGAUGAGCAUUGUGAGUCCGCAAGGUAUCGUGGGGACUGCCUUAAUCAAGCAAUCUGUAAGUGCUCAUGUGAGGUUGAUCCAGCAAAACCAGCUAAAAAUGCUUGCUCUAAAUCGGAACGAUGUGACUGUUUACGAAUCAAAGAAUCGUGCAGUAAACUUUGUGCCUGUAAACAAAUAUGCAAGAACAAAGAGCCACAAAAGAAGCUGCUCAAGUGCGGCGGUGAAUGUACUAACGGGCCAUCGAAAUUCCACGUGCCGAAGCAUGUGCAGAGCUGUUUCUUGGAACAAAAGAAUGAGAGCAGUGGAUUAAUUGUGACGUUAAUCGGCGAUGAUUAUAUCUAUCGAGGAGAUUUUUAUCACGAAAGCCGCAGCGAGCCGCAUGUCGAGGAACAGCUUGUCGCAGCAAUUUACGAUCUCAUUUCGAAAUAUAAGUUUCUGUUCACCGUUAGUAACCGCACUUUGUUACUGAAGUACGAUCAGCAAAAUUCUUGCUUGCAUAUUUUGAAAAUAAUUUGCUCAUUCACAGCUUGCUUGUUGACUGAAUCGAGGUAA